UGUUCCAGGCCUGGAAAAUAUGGAGCACUUUUAAUAUAAAAUAAACAGCUUAAGAUUUAGUGUUUUUAAUGAAACAUGCAAACGUGAGGCCCGGCACAAAGACAUAUCUUUUGCAUUAUGAUAUGAUAUGUCAUAUGCAGGUAUUGUCGUUCAGACAAGUGAGAUAAUAAUUGAAUGUAACGGAACUGAAAACAACCUAAGUAAUCAAAUCAAAAGCGUCCGUCUUUUAAGCGCUUUACCGCGACCGCGUCUGACCUCCAGUCACUUUUAAAGGGCUUUGAGUUAAAGGCGCCGUCUUGUCCGCUUCGUUCGUGGAAACGGGCCGCUGCGAGAAGGAGGUGAAGGAAAGAAGAGUGAAGAAAACGUCACUGUGUGUCAUUCCAACUUUUUGUGACGGCACACUGGCCGGGGGGGGGGGCGAUGUGCACCUCUCCCAGGGAGGGCCGAGCGUCGCCUUGUGUGAGAGAGAGAGAGAGACAGAGAGAGACAGAGACCCCCCACCACCACUCGCGGUAGAAAUUUCCGCUUCCUGUUUCGACAAACGCCAAAGUCCUGGGGAAAUUGCGAGCUUUUUGUGUGUGUUUUCUGCGGGGAGGCGAGUGUCGUGUGACCGCCCACUGUGGGUGGGGUGUGUGUGUGUGUACGCGUGACUGAGCGACACCGAGUUCCGUCAACAGCAGCGCGCAGCGCCUUCCGCGCACCCACCGGAUUAGCGCUUAGCGACGCGCCGCAGCCUUUCCGGGGAGGCGCUGUGCUGCGAGACGCGGAACCAAGAAGAAGAAGCGGAGCGAGUGAAAAAGAAGAGCAAUACACAGUAAACGAGGGGAGGAGGAAGAAGGGAAGAAGGGAAGGACGAAGGAGGACGAGCGCGGCUGCCUUAACGCCCAAGUCGUGUGCGGACCUCCAGCCCCAGCAGCAGCGUGAUGUCGGAGCGAGGAGGAGCAGGAGGAGCAGGAGGGCUCCCCCGGAGCGGAGGCUCUCCGUCCCCGCACAUGCAGCCGCCGAAGCCGGCGGUGGCGAUUCCGUCGAACCGCCCGGUGCAGAUGAACCUGUACGCGACGUGGGAGGUGGACCGCUCGUCGCCGAGCUGCGUGCCCAGGCUCUUCAGUCUGACGCUUAAGAAGCUGGUUAUGCUGAAGGAGCUGGACAAAGACCUGACGUCAGUUGUUAUUGCCGUCAAGCUUCAGGGAUCGAAGCGCAUCCUGCGGUCCAACGAGAUCCUUCUGUCUUCAUCUGGGCCGACGGAGACAGACCUGCAGCUCACCUUCUCUUUACAGUACCCUCACUUUCUCAAGAGAGAUGCCAACAAAUUGCAGAUCAUGCUGCAACGUCGCAAGAGAUACAAGAACCGUACCAUCUUGGGCUACAAGACUCUUGCGCUGGGCUUGAUCAAUAUGGCGGAGGUGAUGCAGCACCCUAGCGAGGGGGAUCAGGUGCUGGGGCUUCACAGCAACGUGAAGGACGCUGCUGUCCCUGUGGCCGAGAUCCGGGUGUACUCCCUGUCCAGCCAACCCAUUGACCAUGAGGGGCCCAAGGCCAAAAUGUCCGAUCGAUCUCCAGACAUUGAUAACUACUCCGAGGAAGAAGAGGAGAGCUUCUCUUCUGAACAGGAGGGCAGCGAUGACCCUGUCCACGGCGGUGCGUACCUAUUUGAGGAAGAUGACGAGGUGAGGAAGAAGAAGCCGCGACGCAAGCUCGCCUCGGCCACUUCCAUCGCCCGAGUUAACCAACCAAAUAUCAAGCAAAAGUUUGUCGCCCUGCUGAAGAGGUUUAAGGUUUCAGAUGAGGUGGGUUUCCGCCUGGAGCAUGUGUCCCGGGAGCAGAUCCAGGAUGUUGAGGAGGACCUGGAUGAGCUCUACGACAGCCUGGAGAUGUACAACCCCAGCGACAGCGGGCCGGAGAUGGAGGAGACGGAGAGCAUCCUCAGCACUCCCAAGCCCAAGCUUAAACCCUUCUUUGAGGGAAUGUCCCAGUCCAGCUCCCAGACUGAGUUCGGAAGCCUCAACAGCAAGGGAAGCCUGAGCAGAGACAACUUCAGUCCCGGAGAACACCCCCCGUCGGAAAAGAUGAAGCGCUCCCGCAGUCGCAACAUGGAGGAGGCCCUCUCUGAGACAGACACCCUGGAGCUGAACGAGCAGGAGGUGUUCGGAGAAGUGGGUCCGUGUAUCACUGUCUCGGUCCCCGAGAAGCCGAGAACCCCAAUGAAGAGCGGGAAGAGCGAGUAUCAGAGCAUGCCCUCCCCCAGGUUGGAUGGCGGCCACACGCCCAGGCAGAAGCGCGGCACCCCUAUGAAGGAGAGGCAGAUCUCGAAGCCCCUCAGCGAGAGGACCAACAGCUCCGACAGCGAGCGGUCGCCUGAACUCGGACACCCGACGCAGGCGCAGGCGCCAAGGAGGGCCAUGUAUGACCAGCUGAAUCAGGUCCUUGUGUCGGACGCGGCCCUCCCCGAGAGCCUGAUCCUGGUCAAUGGCGGCGACUGGCAGGGGCAGUAUGUCGGGGAGCUCCUGCAGUCUCAGAAACAGCCAGUGGUGUCCACCUGCUCCACGGCCGAAAUCCAGGCUGUCCUCUCCGCCGUCUUGACGCGUAUCCAGAAAUUCUGUAACUGUAACUCCUCCAUGCCGAGGCCGGUGAAGGUGGCAGUGGUCGGGGGGCAGAGCUACCUGGGCGCCAUCCUGCGCUUUUUUGUUUCCCAGCUGGCGAACAAGACGUCCGACUGGCUCGGCCACAUCAGGUUCCUGGUGGUCCCGUUAGGCUCGCAUCCCGUAGCCAAGCACCUGGCUGCCCUUGACAACCGCUAUGGCUCCGCCUUCCUGGACACCGCAUGGAGGGACCUGUUCAGCCGCUCCGAACCGCCACAGACCGAGGUGCUGGACGUGACGGGCCGCAUCGCCCAGUAUAUCGGUGGAGCUGCUGUCACCCACCAGCUGCCCAUCGCAGAGGCCAUGCUGACAUGCAAGCACAGACUGAAUGAUGAAGAUUCCUACCAGAAAUUUAUUCCUUUUGUUGGGGUGGUGAAGGUGGGACUGAUCGAACACAGCCCAGCAUCUGCAGGCGGAGACACAGAAGAAACUCUGGCGCUCAGCUUGGCUGUGCCCUCCACUUCUCCACCGGCUCAUGGCUCCCCCACAUCAGGGAUCAAGGAUGUGGCCACACCCCCCUCUUCACCCUCCAUGAGCAGUGGAUUACCAGUGCUGGGGAGCCCCAGCAUGUCCCACGGGGUGGAUGCCAUCGGGCUCCAGGUGGACUACUGGGUAGCCCCAGGGGCUGAGAAGCGGCGGGAGGGCGAGAGGCGCGACACCGGCUCCAAGAACACCCUGAAAAGCGCUUUCCGCUCCCUCCAGGUGAGCCGGCUCCCGGGAGGAGGUUCCGGCGAAGGCCAGCCCCAGGCUAACACCAUGGCUAUGACUGUGGUAACCAAGGAGAAGAACAAGAAAGUGCCAACUAUUUUCUUGGGGAAGAAGCCCAAGGAGAAAGACGUGGACUCCAAGAGCCAGGUUAUUGAGGGCAUCACCAGGCUCAUCUGUUCUGCCAAGCAGCAGCAGACCAUCCUGAAAGUUUCCAUAGAUGGAGUAGAGUGGAAUGACAUCAAGUUCUUCCAGCUGGCAGCUCAGUGGCCCACGCACGUGAAGUACCUUCCAGUUGGACUCUUUGGCUAUACAAAGGCCUCCUCUUAGGACCGGCGCUUGUGAUGCGUUUGCCAAGCGACGGCCACCCAUAGCACACAGUCCCUGCCGCGCAGUGCUUCCCGGACGCUUCCCGGACGCCCUGCUAGCCACCGAGAACCAACCAGGAGGGCGGGCCUCUCCGUUCUUUUCUGCUCACUUUUGAGGUUUGAUCCUUUGUUUGUGUGUUUUUCUUUUUCGACAGGCGUGCGUUACGCUGGCUAGCAGGCGAUCUCUGGGUGUCGCAGUGUAGGUGGUCACAUGGGGGACCGAGCAAGUGUAGCACAAUAGAAGACGAGUACUGCUAUACAUCAUCGUCAGCGAAAUAAAUGUGACAUUGGACUGCUUCAGCAAUCAUCAUAUGGUGAAUCCUUCUUAUUUGUUCAUGCAAAAAGAACUAUGCGCACUACAGACGAGUUUAGAGCGAAGCCCCGGAGGAAAGGAGUGACGCGGUCGGUGACGUCCUAAAACCCCCUCUUCCCAGCGAAAAGCUCAAUCAGCGGGGCUUUUUUUGGUCAAGUUCUCCGAGUUCUAGUGUAUCUUUAUAUAUAUAUAUAUAUUUAAUAUAUAUUUUUUUUAGUCAGUAGUAGAAAACCCUACAUGUUACCUGUUUGUGAGCUGUAUCACGGUUGUUGAGCUGUCGGUAAAUGUAUUUGGAUUUAUUUUUUAAAUACGUAUUAGCCAUGUGCUUUACUGCUGGUCGCCACAUUAGUGUGUUUUUUUUUUUUUUUCUUUUUUUUAAAUAUUCCUCUGAAAUAUCAAGAUGGAGAGCAGCAUAUGCGCAUCUUGCCACAACAAAGUGGACAAGGGUUUCAGUUUUAGUGAGUUUAUAUCCUGUAAUCUUGAGACAAAGACAAAUUGCCUUAAAGACGAGGCAUCCUUAGUAGUACUUAAUAAAUAAUGUUCCCGCUGAGGUCAUCAGAGGACACUUGCUAGGGACCAAAGAGCUGUUUUUGGGCAGGGGUGACUCGCAUUUAAAAGGGUAUAUAGCAAAAAAGUUUGGAAAUGCUUGAGCUUUGUGUUUUUUUUUUUUUUUUUUUUUUCUUUUCCUUCUCCUUUCCAGUUGCUAUUACACAUUUUGGGCUCAUCUUUUAUUUUUUUUUUUUUUUUAUACAGCAAAUAAGAUUUGGUGUUAGUUUUUUAGCUAUUGCCUUGGCUGCUGUUUCUGCUAUGCACUUAAUUAUUCGAUGGCAUUUUAGUAUUUCGUGUGAAGCAGAAACCAGCUACCUGUAUCGCAUAGGCAGCCGUUCAUGGCGUAAUCGUGAAAGCCGUUUAAUGGAUAGUCAGUAACCGGGAACUAAUGCAUGGGUUCUCUAAUGUGGUUUUUAAAAUCGGUGUAAAAGUUGUGCCAUCUCACCCACUCUGUACAGUGACUGUUCAGUGAGGAGGAGUUUAGCGUGUGUUUGACGCAGGAGGGAUUUACCGUACAGCGGCGAAAAGCUGCGUGGGCGGCGCGGUAAAUUCGGUCGGCUUUCGGAGAGAGGACGUGUUUUUCGGUGCUGUGCUCGCACUAAGGGUGUCGCUGUGCAGUCACUGCUUCGCGGCAGUGUCCGGUGUGUCCGGUGUGUCCUCGUGGUCUCCAGCUGGAGCUCACGCUCUGAGAUGGGUAAUCCAGAGGAAGGCAGUAUUGACACAGGUAAUGCCUACAUUGGUGUAAAACAGUGUGCUCAGUUUUAAAUGACAUGACAUUAUGACUUGUGCCAAAGCACACCAACAGGAGUGUGUUUCCUGCAGCUAACUCUGUGUAAUAUAGACAUGCUGUACGUAGUGCCGUGUGCUGUACAGUCCUAUCAGGCAUUCUGCAAGAGCGGAGAAAUGGUGUCCGUGUCGCUCACGAGUUGAGUCUUAUUUCAUGUCUUUGUAAAAUAAGUAAUAAAAUGUGACCUUUCUCCACAAUGAAUCACUGUAGUUGCAUCAGAACAAUUGCGCAGGUUAAUUAAUUUUUAUGCUAUAUUGUAUCUUGCUCUUCUCAUUCUCUAGGUGCCUAAAACGUAUCCGUUACAGACAGCAGUUACCUUAACAGGAAUCCUCCGUCUGAUUGGUUGAACACAUUUUGGAAGAAGCCUCAUUGUAUAGGUCAGUUUGUUCAAUAGCUCUUCUGCAGGGUUCGCCACGCUGGACCCUGUCUGUUGCCCAGAAGCCCUGCGGUGAUGGGUGUCCCUCGCCACCCUCUCUGAAAACGUCCCCGGCGCCGACUUUUGUCGGCUUGACACUCUUGCUCUCGUCUCCCGUCCACUGAAGGCGUUUCUCCGCACUGCUCAAAUGUUCUUUACAGCCCCACCCAUAGUGUCGGUCAUGCCUUUAAUUGCAUUGUUCUUCUCGUGACUAAGGCAGGACCUGCUAGGUACACGUACCGUGGUGGAAACGUUAUUGUGGAACCACGGUGUCCAACAGCUCUCUCCGUAUAUCCACCUAUCGCGUUUGAAACCCAGGUGAGAUUACCGUUCGUCUUGGGAUUUGACGAGCUUGGUGUGGCUGCAGAAGGGUGAAGGGUGUUGAGUUUUUGCUACUGAGCGACAAGCGGGAAGUGGAUCAGUCUGAUUACGAUGGAGGUUAUAUUCCUAGAAAUAUUAAAUGUUUUUAAUGUUUUUGAUAAGAAAACAACUGAAUGUGUCUUUAUUAUAACAUUGUGCACAUACCCUAUGUUUUAUAGAGACGUGUCUCAUUGUAUCGUAGAGUAGCUAGUUUGUCUUUUUCCCUUUACAAACGCUCCUCUAUAAACACCUGUCUUUGUGGGUCAGACUUUGUUCCUCUUCCGGAAUUUGAGUUCAUAAAGUUGUUUCUCCAUCCAGCCGUCGUGUGUGUUUGUUACAUUAAGAGAACUUUACCCACAGCAGAGUAACUUUAUGAAUCGGGUCCACAGUACGAUGCGUGCAGUUACCACGAUAUCGCCUUUCUGAGUUCGACCCCCAUCGCGGGUUAUUGAAAAGCGACGCCGGGCUGGUUACCGGAAACGGAUUACUCUAGUCCUGGAUCAAAAUGGUGUUUGUACCAGAGUCCUCGAUGACAAAGCAGUUUAGUCCAAGACUGGGCUCCGUCUUUAACGGGAAAAGCAGCCCCUUUAGUAUUGAAACCGAUGACUUUCUUUGGAGACACUUGAGCUUUUGGUUGUGAACAAGAAACCUGACCUGUUGGCAGUGUUGUAUAAAGUAUUAAUGAAGGCUUGUUAAUGUGGGGCAAGUAUUCUGAAAAUGCUCUUUCUCCACUCGCACUCAUCAGUGUUUUCCUAAGAGUACAGCAGUGAUGCCUAAAUAUUGUCAAAUGAAAGAAAUGCUUGUACAAGUAUAGCUUUGUUAUUCUUUUCCUCAUUAAAAAGUUGACCCAUUUGUGCUAUUGUCCAAUGGUUAAGACUAAGUAAAGUAUUAAUUUGUAGCGUGUUGUGUGUUUUCUUCGUCACUAUGCACCACCCCCAUGGCCAAAACACCCUCAAAAAAGGGCAAAAUGAGUUUUUUUUUUUUUUUUUUUGUCUGGAGACAUUACGUGGUACAGAACUAGAUAGAAAUGUUUUUCCUUGUGUGUCCUGUCCUCUGCCAGGAGAGGGAACCGAUGAUCUGCUGCUUCUGCUGUUUGGUCUCAGUCCUGAGUUUCCUGCUGCCAUUCAGAACACAG
Messenger RNA from Scleropages formosus (Asian bonytongue), 7271 nucleotides. It is a transcript of the gene pacs1b, whose product is annotated as phosphofurin acidic cluster sorting protein 1. Gene Ontology annotation, biological process: protein localization to plasma membrane. Lineage: Eukaryota; Metazoa; Chordata; Actinopteri; Osteoglossiformes; Osteoglossidae. Gene Ontology annotation, molecular function: transmembrane transporter binding. The coding region runs from base 924 to 3674 and encodes 916 amino acids. The record is from RefSeq and is a predicted model, not a curated record. The transcript is spliced from 24 exons.